Messenger RNA from Hibiscus syriacus, 1286 nucleotides. Its product is annotated as E3 ubiquitin-protein ligase RING1-like. Bases 86 to 1048 code for a protein of 320 amino acids. Gene Ontology annotation, biological process: protein ubiquitination. NCBI's taxonomy places the organism in Eukaryota, Viridiplantae, Streptophyta, Magnoliopsida, Malvales, Malvaceae. The transcript is spliced from 2 exons. The record is from RefSeq and is a predicted model, not a curated record.
GAUUCAUUCUUCCCUGUGUUUUUCCUUCCAUCCUUUUUUUCCUCUUUUCCCUUUGUUUUGAUGCUUAUAUUCUUCGAUUUCCUAAAUGGGUUUUGAACUUCGAAAGUUGGGAGAUGAUCAGAUCGAUGAAUCCUUACCAGCUCCUCCGGUUCAUCAUUCGAAGUUGCCCACCAAGUAUUUGAUCAUAAUCUUCACAGUUCUCACGUUUUCGUUUUUGAUUCUGUGCCUUUACGUUUAUUAUAUCAGGUGUUAUAAACGCCGAUCACGAUCAAAUCGACGGCGUGAAUCGACGACCGAGACCCGCCACGAGUUCCUCGAUGAAGAUCAUGGUCCGGUGGUCGUUGAUCAUCACGUAUGGUACAUCAACACCGUCGGUUUACAGCCGUCCGUCAUCGACUCCAUCGCGGUUUUCAAGUAUGCGAAAGGCGAUGGUGUCGUCGAUGGAACCGAGUGCUCCGUUUGCUUGACCGAGUUCGAGGAAGACGAGACUUUGAGGCUGUUGCCCAAGUGUAGCCACGCUUUUCAUAUUCCUUGUAUUGAUACAUGGCUUAGAUCGCAUACCAAUUGUCCAUUGUGCCGAGCUCCGAUUGUUUCGACCACGGCUAACAACGGAUCGUCCUCGUCGAAUGCUGGAACCGGAGUCACCGAGGGAACCCGAGUUGCGAUUACGGAAGACGGUGGAGAAUCCGAAGGUGGAAGUGGAACAAGCCAUGAGGAUGAAUUAGCUAUUGAAAAUCAGAGACAUUCAGGGCAUCUUCAACCUGUAAGAAGAUCGGUUUCGUUGGAUUCCAUGGCAGCUUCUCGGAUCAGUCAGGCCAUCGCCACUGGAAGCGGUUUAGAUAUCGAAACGGAAAAAUCAAAAGAAUCGAGCUCGACGAUUGUACCUCGGAGAGGUGCAGAGAAUCCGCAGAGUAUUCUGAGACUAAUGUCUAUAGGUAGAUCAUUGCAGAUUAGGCCAAUUUUCUUGAAGAGAUCCUUUUCUUGCAAUGGGAAGUUCUCCUUGCCUAUCUCGAACAAGAACCGGAACCCGCCGUUGAGAAGCUUUUGAUCGACCGGUAGGACGACGGCGGUGUGUAUUUUCAGGUGAGACAUCUGAAAAACUAAGAUGUCUAGCGAACUCUCAACAAAGUACGUGAAGCAUGUAUGUAUACAGUAUUUAUACAUAUAACAAGUAUGAAUAUCUUGAUGAGGGUAACUAUAUCUUCUAUCUAAGAUGAUGGGAUUUUGUAAAAUUUAACUUUUUUAAUUAAUAUUAAUAAGAUAUAAUAUUAAAAUUUGUUAUUUUG